AUGGCUUCGCAAUUGCGGUACGAUAAUCAAGUCGCUAUUAUCACUGGGGCAGGCAAUGGCCUGGGAAAGCAGUAUGCCAAAUUUCUCGCUGCACGCGGCGCAAAGGUCGUGGUCAACGAUCUAGGCGGCACUUUCAAUGGCAAGGAUGCUGGUGGCAGAGGCGACUCCAAGGUCGCGGAUAUUGUGGUCAAGGAGAUCAGGGAUGCCGGUGGCAUUGCUGUGGCCAACUAUGAUCCCGUCCAGAACGGCGACAAGAUCGUGAAGACAGCAAUCGACGCUUUCGGGAGAGUUGACAUCCUCAUCAACAACGCCGGCAUCCUCCGCGACAUCACACUUAGAAACAUGAAGACUGAGGACUGGGAUAGCAUUAUGGAUGUCCAUGUCCAUGGCGCUUUCAAGACAGCUCGGGCGGCCUGGCCCUAUAUGCGGAAGCAGAAGUACGGCCGAAUCAUCAACACAUCAUCGUCAUCUGGUCUGUUCGGAAACUUUGGACAGAGCAAUUAUGCGGCAGCAAAGAUGGCUCUCGUCGGCCUCAGUGAGACAUUGGCCAAAGAAGGGGCCAAAUACAAUAUCACCUGCAAUGUGCUUGCUCCCGGUGCAGCCAGCAGACUAACGCAGACAGUCUGGACCCAAGACAUGAUGGAAGUCAUGAAGCCCGAUUGGGUCGUACCACUCGUGGGUGUUCUGGUCAAUGAAAAGUGUCAUGAGAGUGGAAGUAUCUUCGAGGCCGCAGCGGGCCAUUAUAGCAAGAUUCGGUGGGAGCGCAGCAAAGGAUUCCUCGCACGCCCGGAAGAUUUGACCGCGGACGUGGUGCUUCAGAACUGGGAGAAAAUCGUGGAUUGGGCAGGUGCAGAACAUCCGAAGGAGCCCGCAAAAAUUUUGCAAUUCCUUGACGAGGCUAAAAGCUUGCCCAAGACCAGCACGUCAGCCAGCAAUCGGGUCAGCUUUCAAGGCAGAGUGGUCUUGGUGACUGGUGCCGGUGCCGGACUGGGCAGAGCAUAUAGCAUUCAUUUUGCUCAACUGGGCGCAAAGGUUGCAGUCAACGAUGUCAAGGAUGCCGAGAAGGUCGCCAAUGAAAUCAAGUCCUUCGGAGGCGAAGCAAUUGCGAUACCGUUGUCCGUCGAGGAUGGGGGAGCCAUAGUGCGAAAGGUGGUCGAUGCCUAUGGCCGGAUCGAUGUCGUGGUCAACAAUGCCGGAAUCUUAGGAGACAAGGCCUUCGCCAAUAUGACAGAUGAGCAGUGGUAUUCGGUCAUGAACAUUCACUUGAGGGGUACAUACCUCGUCACCAGAGCCGCAUUCCCGAUUAUGCUGAAGCAAAGAUACGGACGUAUCAUCAAUAUCACUAGCACGAGCGGCAUUUAUGGUAAUUUUGGACAGGCCAAUUAUGCAGCAGCGAAAUGCGGCAUCGUCGGAUUCACAAAGACCAUUGCUCGAGAAGGAGCCAAGUACAAUGUCGUGGUCAAUUCACUAGCUCCCACGGCAGGGACGAACAUGACUCGAACAGUUUGGCCUGAGAAGGAUGUCGAAGCCGUCAAACCCGAAUACGUAGCACCUGUUGUUGCUGCUCUGUGCAGCGAGAAGCCUCCAGCGACAGGACAGCUCUUUGAAUCUGGCUGCGGCUGGAUCGGAGCCACUCGUUGGCAGAGAGCCAGAGGCGUCGAUUUUGACCACGAAAAAGGUGUACCAAGCGUGGAACAGCUUGCGGAAGCAUUCUCGGAGAUCUGCAACUUCGACAAUGGGAAAGCAGAUAAUCCGGAUACUCCGCAGGACGGAAGCAAGUACACUAUGGGCAACGUGCUGAAGAAUCCCAAGAUUGCUGCAGCAUUGUCUCAAGAAAACCGCGCCAAUCGCAAAUACAUUGCAAAAAUCCAAGAAGCCAUUUCAAUGAAGCCUAUCCCAGCAACCUAUACCUAUGACGACCGAGAGGUUAUUCUGUACAACCUUUCCAUGGGCGCGCACCGCACCGACCUCGACCUUGUCUACGAGGGCUCUCCGAACUUCCAGGUCCUUCCCACGUUCGGUAUUGUGCCCACAUAUUCCGCGACCACGCCCUGGAACGUGAAGGACAUCGUUCCCAACUACGAUCAACGUAUGCUCCUUCACGGCGAGCAAUAUUUGGAGAUCAAACAGUUCCCCAUUCCAACAUCAGGCACACUCAAGACUGAAACAAGUUUGGUCGAGGUCGUCGACAAAGGAAAUGCUGCCCUUGUGAGGAGGGGUGCUACCACGUUUGACAGCGCAGGCAAACCCGUCUUCUACAAUGAGAGUGUAUCCUUCAUUCGAGGAGCUGGCAACUUCGGUGGUCAGCGCAAACCUGCUGAUCGCGGCGCCGCCACAGCUAUGAAUCCCGCCCCAUCUCGCACGCCGGACAAGGUGGUCGAGGAAAAGACUUCGGACGAUCUUGCAGCGCUUUAUCGCCUGUUGGGUGACCGCAACCCGCUCCACAUUGACCCGAAAUUCUCCGCCGCGGGUGGCUUCAAAGACCCCAUUCUUCAUGGCCUAGCGACGUUUGGAAUCACCGGAAAACAUGUAUUCCAGGCCUACGGACCCUUCAAAAACAUCAAGGUGAGAUUCAGCGGCACAGUUCUGCCGGGACAAACAAUUGUGACGGAGAUGUGGAAGGAAGGAGGAAAGAUCGUUUAUCAAGCCAAAGUCAAGGAGACGGGAAAACCUUGCAUCAGCAACGCAGCAGUAGAACUGUUGCAGGGAAGCUCAAAAUUGUAA
This is a messenger RNA of Fonsecaea multimorphosa CBS 102226, 2724 nucleotides long. RefSeq lists its product as uncharacterized. The coding region runs from base 1 to 2724 and encodes 907 amino acids. The transcript has 4 exons. The record is from RefSeq and is a predicted model, not a curated record. NCBI's taxonomy places the organism in Eukaryota, Fungi, Ascomycota, Eurotiomycetes, Chaetothyriales, Herpotrichiellaceae. Gene Ontology annotation, molecular function: oxidoreductase activity.